Messenger RNA from Huiozyma naganishii CBS 8797, 636 nucleotides. It is a transcript of the gene DUO1, whose product is annotated as Duo1p. The record is from RefSeq and is a predicted model, not a curated record. The transcript has a single exon. Bases 1 to 636 code for a protein of 211 amino acids. NCBI's taxonomy places the organism in Eukaryota, Fungi, Ascomycota, Saccharomycetes, Saccharomycetales, Saccharomycetaceae. Gene Ontology annotation, cellular component: DASH complex; mitotic spindle. Gene Ontology annotation, biological process: mitotic cell cycle.
AUGACUAACAAAAGGUUUGACGAGAAGACACUCAAUGAGAUUAUACCGCAUAUCUUUGAGCAGAGGCGGUCAGUGCUGGACACGGAGACAAUAACAUCGAAGCUGCAACAGUCGCGAACGCAGAUUUCGUCGCUAGCCCUGCAGUCCCUCAUGGAGGAGUCCACUGCGCUUGAUAAGAUUACAGAGACUAUUAAACAGCUGAACGACGUGGUGCAGAACUCAUCCAAGGGCAAUUUGUCCAAGCUGCAGGAAGUCUGCAAAUCGACCAAUUUCAUACUGGAUACGUGGAUCGACAUUCAAUCCGAGGCUGGUUACCUUCAGAAGCUAAUGAAUGAUCCACAGUACAUACUAUACUUACAGGGGAAGGAUGCUGGGAAGGACCUGUUGGAGGAAGAAAGAAGGGAAGUAUCCCAAUUGAAACAGAAGUUGGAAAGUGAGAAGCAGACGAGGAUCCUACAUAGAGACAUGAAGGGUCCCAGUACUAAACCUGUUGCCAAUUCGAGGACACGGGCAGUUCGCGGGAGAACGGGGCUACCGAAAGUGGCACAGAGGGGGGCGACGGGGAUUCCCAAGAUUGGCUCUAAAGUGGGCAAGCAACCGCACAAUACCCAGAGUAGGCAGCCUGUUAGAAAGUAG